UGAAGUAAUUAAAAACACACCAUAGCAUUUUAGUAAAUAUACGUUAUUAUUAAAACGAUAGUAAACUACUUAGUUAAGUAGUUAGCAUUCUAAUUUAAUUACGUGAAUUAGGUCUAUAUUGUACUGAUUGUGUAGUGUAUACCUUAUUAUAUUCGAAUUAUUUUCGAUUUCAAACGCAGUAUUAAGUAAUUAUGUUGGAACAUCUGUUGGAGUAAUUAAAAUUGUGUCUGUGAUUAUAAUUAGAUAAAAAGGAAUAAAAAGCUUUCUCAGCAAAUUGUAAACUAUUUUAACUGAGUAAUUAACUCAAAGAGGUCGACAUUAUACAAUGAUAAAACAUAAUAUAGAAACAACAUUGUUUGCGCAAGCGAUGCAAAGGGUGCAACUUCAUUUUAAAAUUUUAGACUUGCAACUAGAUGAACGCAAUAGUAAAAAAAGUACUUGGGAAAAUGUUCGAUUCAGAUGGCUCUUCUGGUUUAAUAUGGCUUUGUUAAACUUUGCGACAGUAGGAGAAGCUGCUUGGCUCGUAGAAGGCGCAUCGACGGGAAAAAGUUUCAUUGAACUAUGCUAUCUGGGGCCCUGCCUAACUUUGUGCAUUGCUUGCAAUUUUCUAUGCACAUAUUUGGUCAAGCAUAGUCGCCGAAUUCUGGAACUCAUAGCGUCCAUACGUACUCUCCAAUCGAUGUCUCCGGAAUUAGAAGAAACAGAUGUGAAGUUCUUGAAGGGUCAAGUUAAAAUUUUCUACAUAGCUGUUUAUACUUUAACUGUCAUACAAUGUGUUGGGAUCACGUCGUUCGGGUUAAUCCCGUUUGUCACAAUGGGCUUAUCAUAUUAUCAUUCUGGGGAAGUGGAAUUGGUGUUACCAUUUUUCGUUUUAUAUCCUUUUGAUACAACUGAUAUUCGCUUCUGGCCUGUUAUUUAUAUUCAACAGAUGUGGGCAGCUUUAAUGGCGUGUUUAAUACUGUUGGCUCCAAGCUACCUUUUAUACGCUUGCUCUACAUUCAUAAUUUUUCAAUUUCAUUUACUUAAAAAGGAUUUGAUAAAUAUAAUACCUUACGAAGACAAAUUAGACAAGUAUUUUUUAAACGAGGAUCUGAAGACAGAGUUCCAGAUGAUAAUUAACCGCCAUAGGAAACUGAUAGUGUGUGUAGAUUUAUUAAAAGAAGUGUAUUCUGAAUCAAAUCUGCUCAACGUCGUAAUUAGUUCAAUACUCAUUUGUUUUACCGGUUUCAAUGUAAUGGCCAUCGAAGAUUUAGCAUUAGCUGUGCCUUUUCUGCCAUUCCUUUUGAUGGAUAUGUUACAAAUAUUUUUCAUCUGUUAUUAUGGUGAUAUGAUAAUGAAAUACAGUACAAGUAUUAGCGAUGCAAUUUACGAGUGUCAGUGGUACAGAGCAGAAGCUGCAAUUGUCAAAGAUUUACUUUUCCUAUCUCUGAGAUCUCAAAAACCGUGCAAACUUACAGCUCUGCAUUUUUCUGAUAUUAGUUUUAAAACAUUUACUAAAAUAUUAAGUACUUCUUGGUCAUAUUUUGCACUGUUGAAAUCAAUGUAUCGAAGUUAAGGAACUCGAUGAGAUAUAAGAAAUAGCUAGCAAAGUAGGUACAAAUCACUGGAAUAUGUAUUCUGCUAAAGUUCGUUCACAUUUAGUCUGUCUUGCUUUGUCUCUCAUAUUUUUAUUGCAAAUUAUUUUUAUUUGGAAGUAAACAUAAGUAGAU
Maniola jurtina (meadow brown) is the source of this 1709-nucleotide messenger RNA. It is a transcript of the gene Or-25, whose product is annotated as putative odorant receptor 92a. Gene Ontology annotation, molecular function: olfactory receptor activity; odorant binding. Bases 326 to 1555 code for a protein of 409 amino acids. Gene Ontology annotation, biological process: sensory perception of smell; detection of chemical stimulus involved in sensory perception of smell. Gene Ontology annotation, cellular component: plasma membrane. The record is from RefSeq and is a predicted model, not a curated record. The transcript is spliced from 7 exons. NCBI's taxonomy places the organism in Eukaryota, Metazoa, Arthropoda, Insecta, Lepidoptera, Nymphalidae.